ACUAGGUGAGCCCAAUAUAUGACCCGAUAUCAAACCCACCAUAUAGAUAACAAAUACAAACCCUAAAUAUCUAUCUAAGCUGCUCUCAUCUCCGUUCGCAGUCUUCGCCGCCGGUUGAACGAUUUGCAAAAAGAGAAGGAAAAAUGAGUCGGGCUAGUGCAGCUGGUGCCAAGGGAAAGAAGAAGGGUGCAACCUUCACCAUUGACUGUGCUAAGCCAGUUGAAGACAAGAUCAUGGACAUUGCUUCCCUUGAGAAGUUUCUUCAAGAGAGGAUCAAGGUCGGUGGCAAAGCCGGCGCUCUUGGUGAUUCUGUCACUGUUACCAGGGAGAAAUCCAAGAUCACUGUUACCUCUGACAGUAAUUUCUCCAAACGAUACUUGAAAUACUUGACAAAGAAGUACUUGAAGAAGCAUAAUGUCAGGGAUUGGCUGCGAGUGAUUGCUUCAAACAAAGACAGGAAUAUCUAUGAGUUGAGAUAUUUCAACAUUGCUGAAAACGAAGGAGAGGAAGAGGAUUGAUUGUAUGGUUAAUUUAUUUCUGAGAGCUGUAUUUUCUUUUGACAAUUACAAGUAUUGUAUGAGAUAUAAUGCACUGUUUAGACUUUGUGCAAUUUAACAGUUUUGAUUAUUUAAUGGUUGUGUCACUCUUUAAGAAUUCAGAAUGGUUGUGUCACUCUUUAAGAAUUAAGAAUGCAGUUUUCAUUUUAUUCA
Molecule: messenger RNA, 710 nt
Organism: Vicia villosa (hairy vetch)
Lineage: Eukaryota; Viridiplantae; Streptophyta; Magnoliopsida; Fabales; Fabaceae
Product: large ribosomal subunit protein eL22z
Exons: 3
Coding region: 144-518 (124 amino acids)
Biological process (GO): cytoplasmic translation
Cellular component (GO): ribosome
Molecular function (GO): structural constituent of ribosome; RNA binding
Source: RefSeq, a predicted model, not a curated record